AUGAGAAAUGAGGUAGAUAGUGAUUCUGAAUCAGAAAAAGAGAAUGAUGCCUCGACCACGAGAAGAAAGCCUGGAAGUACCCUUGAUGUUCCAGUGGUCUCUUACCUUGAAAUCCCAUUCUCAGUACAGACAGUCAUCUCUAGGAUUGAAAAAGCACAGCUCAUACGAGCCAAAGAGGAAAUUAAUAUGCAGCUGACUGACAUACUGAACAAUGUGCAACGGAUAAUAACCCGCUAUACUCCUGAUGAUCUUACCUCACUAACUGAAAGGAGGAAGUCUCUCAUAGAAUAUAAGAGAAAAAGAAGAACCAAAGUUUUGGAGAAAGUGGCUUCUUAUUCGAAGGGUAUUGAAGUUAGAGAAAAAACCCUUACCCACAUUCUGGCCUGGAUGGAAGAAUGGAGUGGCAUUUUGUCUGAGAUAACUGCAAUGGAUAUUGACGAACAUCACCACUGGAUAGCACAAAUGCAGAUGUUACCAGAAAUGCUAAAAGCAAUUGAGAACAAUGUCAAGACACUGUAUAGAAUCAGUAUAAUUUUUCUUGAAGAAAGGAGGAAACAAAAGAAUAGAACACAAUCUAGAAGUACUCUGUGGAAAUCUUGGAAAGAUAGAGUUGUAAAACGACCUGCGACAGCCCAUGCCUUAAAACCAGAUCAGAUGAUUAGCGAUCAAUUUGCAACAAAUACGAAGGUUUCAGAAAUUCAAGAUAUGCUACAGGAACUCAUAGGCACAACAAUGUUCAAUAAAUUGGAAAACAGUGCUAUUAAAUAUAUAUCAUCAACAAUAGUCAACCUUUCUAAAGCCUUGUGUAUACUAAGUGACAAUUUAAAGGCUGCCAUUGACUUCCCAGUUGGCAGUAUGUACGAAAAUGAAACAAGAGAAGCAGAAAAAGAGCGCUCUCAGAAAAUAAUAUACAGUCUCAGUGAACAAAAUGAAAUGCUUCAGCAGAGACUUAAAGAUAUAGAAGAAAAAUUUGAACAACUUAUUAAAUCCAAAGCUAUUAUUGGACAACAACUGUACACAUCAUUGUCCACAUCUUCAACCUUAAAAGUAUUAUCUGAACAGUCAUCCACGACCAAAGCUGAUGACAUAGAGGACACUGUGGACAGUAUUUUAAGCAAAGAAUUUGAAAAUAUUUUAGAUGAAUCCCAAAGAAAAGGAACCAAAGGCACUGGGAAAAAGUGGGAGGCAGCUCUUUCAUAUACAGCCCAAGCUGAAGCAACCCCAGAGCUAAGUGAACAGCCUGAUGAAGAUACUACUGGAGAUGAUAUAUCACUGAAAAAAGGUGAUGACCAUCAAAAAGAUGAAACUGACUAUCAUGAAUCACAGAAAAGAAGGUACUCACAUGAGGCCUCUGAAUUAAAUCUGAUUGAUGGUAAAGGUGAACAGAAAGUCUCAGAGGACAAACCUCGUCAACGAUUUGAGCUAGAAGCACUGGAAAAAAAGAAAAAAGAAAGAAAACCCUUUUCUCAAGGCAAAUCAAAGCCAUCUGUUGAAACAAAAAGCAAACAUUUCUCUUCUACUGAAACAAAUAGCCAAGGUGACAGAAGUGGAACAAGGAGUACAGGGGAACAAUUCAGAAAGGUCAGACCUGAACAAGAACUUGAAAAAGGCCCAAUUUCCUCAGAGAUAAAAUCAUACUCCUCUAGUGAGUCAGUGGGCAAAGAGAUCAAAAGCAAAAUGAGUAGAUCAACAGAGGCAAUCCAGUUUAAGAGUGAUUUCACCUCUGAGCCCCAGAAAGUUGAAAAAAAGGGAAAGAAACACCAAAUCCUUCCAGGACAGACCACAAGCAAAGAAGGAAUAAUAGAAGAGAAAGAACUGCUAUCCUUUAUCAAACAAACCCAGGUUCAACUACUUGUUAAAUCACACUCAAAGGUCAAGAUGGCUAAAGAGGAUUUAGGAAGUCCAGAUGGCAAAAGUGAACAGGAUAACCUAGAAUUAUUUCAAAAAGCCAUACUGGCUUUCCUAAAAGAGAAAAUUGAUAACAUAGGAAAGUCUUUUCGUACAGAGAGUGUGCUAAAGGAGGAGAAAUUAUUAAAAAAAGAAGAAGUUGAAAAGUUAGGAGUUAUAAAGGCAAAAACAGAGGAAUAUUUCCAAAAAGUGGCUGAAACUGUGACUAAAAUCUUGAGGAAAUACAAAAAUAUAAAAACUGAAGGACAAGUUGAAGAGAAAUCUUUGAAACAAAAAAAGAUUGUCUCAUUUAUGCCAGAUUUUCAGAAGUCAAAACCUGAGAUUAGCUCAAUUCUUGAAAAUGAGAGCACAGACCCAAUAAUUAACAAUUUAAUACGAAUUAUAUUGACUGAAUUAGAAAGAGAUGUUCCAACAAUCUUGGAAGGAGAAGACUACAAGGAGAAAGAUAAAAAGAAGCAGAAGGAAUAUUUGCCAGAAGAUCAAGAAAAAAUAUCCAGCAUGCGUGAGCUGCAGAAGCCGAAACAGGAAGAAGAGGUAGGGAAAGAACGAAAAAAACAGAGGACUCAAAAGAGGAUUGAGCAAGAUGGGAAAGAAAAUCAAAGGAAAAGGGACAAAGAAGUGCAGCAGCAAUCCAAACAGCAGCAGUCGGAAGUAUGGAAGAAAACGACGAAAGAGCGAAUGGUGCCCUUGGAGAAGAAGAGUGAAGAGAUGAUGGGGCAGAUUCAAGAUCUGGUAAUUACAGGGGAGAAAGACAAGAAACAGAGCAGAGGGACAGAAGACUUCAAAAGGCAGAGGCAGUUCAAAGAAAAGGAUAAGACUGAGAAGAAAAAAUCUGUAGAACCAACAGAAAUGGCCAUCCAAAGACCAGUGACAUAUUCCAGAAGGAGGAGAACAUUGAAACAUGAAUCUCAGCUAUAUGAAGAACAAAAGAUCCAAAAGAAUCUUGAGACAGUAGAGAGUCUUCCUGCAGGACAGAGUCCCAUACCAGUCACUCCUCCCACCUCAACACGUUCCUCCCUAAACAGCACCCUUCCUGCUUCUGAAGAGUCUCUCACAGAGUACAUCACUCUCAGUCCUGAGCAAGCACAGGCCACGGGGAUCACCCUCACCCCUCAGCAGGCCAGGGCUGAGGGUAUCACCCUCACCCCUGAGCAGGCCCAGGCACUGGGGAUCACUCUCACCCCUCAGCAGGCCCAGGCACUGGGGAUCACUCUCACCCCUCAGCAGGCCCAGGCCCAGGGGAUCACUCUCACCCCUCAGCAGGCCCAGGCCCAGGGGAUCACUCUCACCCCUCAGCAGGCCCAGGCACUGGGGAUCACUCUCAUCCCUGAGCAGGCCAAGGCCAAGGGGAUCACUCUCACCCCUGAGCAGGCCCAGGAAGUGGGGAUCCCUCACACUCUGGAGCAGGCCCAGACACUGGGGAUCACUCUAGCCCCUGAGAAGGCCCAGGCCCAGGGGAUCACUCUCACCCCUCAGCAGGCCCAGGAACCAGGGAUCACUCUCACCCCUGAGCAGGCCCAGGCACGGGGGAUCACCCUCACCACUGAGCAGGAACAGGCACUGGGGAUCACUAUCACUCCUGAGCAUGCCCAGGCCAAAGGGAUCACUCUCACCCCUCAGCAGGUCCAGGCACAGGGAAUCACUCUCACCCCUCAGCAGGCCCAGGCAUUGGGGAUCACUAUUGCCCCUGAGCAGGCCCAGGAAAUGGGGAUCACUACAGCCCCUGAGCAGGCCCAGGAACUGGGGAUCACUCUAAGCCCUCAGCAGGCCCAGGCACUGGGAACCACUCUCACCGCUGAGCAGGCCCAGGCACUAGGGAUCACUCUCACCCCUGAGCAGGCCCAGGCACGGGGGAUCACCCUCACCCCUGAGCAGGCCCAAGCACUGGGGAUCACUAUCACACCUGAGCAUGCUCAGGCCAAGGGGAUCACUCUCACCCCUCAGCAGGUCCAGGCAUUGGGGAUCACUAUUGCCCCUGAGCAGGCCCAGGCCCAGGGGAUCACUCUCACCCCUCAGCAGGCCCAGACACUGGGGAUCACUCUCUCUCCUGAGCUGACCCAGGCCAAGGGGAUCACUCUCACCCCUGAGCAGGCCCAGGCACUGGGGAUCACUCUCACCACUGAGCAGGCCCAGGCCAAGGGGAUCAACCUCACCCCUGAGCAGGCCCAGGCACUGGGGUUCACUCUCACUCCUGAGCAUGCCCAGGCCAAGGGGAUCACCCUCACCCCUGAGCUGACCCAGGCACUGGGGUUCACUCUCACCCCUGAGCAGGCCCAGGCCAAGGGGAUAACUCUCACCCCUCAGCAGGUCCAGGCACAGGGAAUCACUCUCACCCCUCAGCAGGCCCAGGCAUUGGGGAUCACUAUUGCCCCUGAGCAGGCCCAGGCCCAGGGGAUCACUCUCACCCCUCAGCAGGCCCAGACACUGGGGAUCACUCUCACCACUGAGCAGGCCCAGGCCAAGGGGAUCACUCUCACCCCUGAGCAGGCCCAGAAACUGGGGAUUACUCUAGCCCCUGAACAGACCCAGGCCAAGGGGAUCACUCUCACCCCUGAGCAGGCACAGGUACUGGGGAUCACUCUCACCUCUCAGCAGGCCCAGGUUCAGGGGAUCAAUCUCACCCCUCAGCAGGCCCAAGACUUGGGGUUCACUCUCACCCUGCAGCAAGCCCUGGCACAGGGGAUCACUCUCAGCCCUCAGCAGGCCCAAGACUUGGGGUUCACUCUUACCUCUGAGGAGGCUCAGGCACAGGGGAUCACUCUCACCCCUCAGCAGGCCCAAGACUUGGGGUUCACUCCCACCCCUCAGCAACCGCUGGCACAGGGGAUCACUCUCACCCCUCAGCAGGCCCAGGCACAGAGGGUCCCUUUCACUCCACAGCAGGCACAGGACCUGGGGAUUAGUUUUAACUUUCAGCAGGCCCAUGCUCAAACUGUCACUCUUUCCCCUCAAUCAGCUCAGGUAUUUGGUGCCACUCUCACUCCUGAGCAGGUUCAGGCAUUGCUGCCCCCUCUCCCUUCUGGUCAGGCAGUAGGCAUCACCCACACCCCCAAGCUAGCACAGGCAUUAGAAGUCCCUCUUACUGAAGAACAGGCCAGAAAAUUGAGGGUUUCUAUCACUCCAGAAAAGUUUCAAGGGGCAUCAAACAUUAUUAGCCUGGAGCAGUUCCAUGCAUUGAGGGUCACUCCCUCCCUCCAGCCGGCCCAGGCACUUGGCACUCCUCUCACCCUGGAAAAGCUCUCCACAUUGGCUCCUUCCACUCUUAGACCAUUUCAUGAAUUGAAGACUUUUUUCCCCACUAAACAAUCCAUUCCAUCAAGACUAUCUCCAAGCCCUGGCAGUCCUAGGAAAGGCCAAGGAAUGCAUAUUCCUUCUGGCCCAGGAAAGCUCUUGGCACCACAAAUCUUUCCUACCUCUAAACAGAUUCUGGUAGGUAAAGGUCAAUUCAUUCCUGCACAGUCUGCAGCACCAGAGAUCUCUCCCAAUCUUGGGAAACUCCCAAUAUCUUGGGUCCCUCCCAUUCCAGGACAGCCCCUUGAACAGGAGGCCCUUAGUUCUAGGCAGUUCUUCAUAUCUAGGGGCCUUCUGACUCCCCGGCCACCUCUGAUAUUGCAGACCCCUGUCACUCCCAGGCAACCUCUUAUAUCAAGACUCCCAUCCACCUUUGGACAGAUCCCCAAACUCCGGGAUCCUCUGUCUCCUGGAAAGCCCUUGGUUCCUGAAGCCUCUUCCAUCCCCAGGGAGCUUCAGGAAUCUGGACCCAGCUUUUUGGAGCAGCCCCAGGCACUCUGGCCUUCUGCCACCCCUGAGCCCUCUCCCUAUCUGCAGACCUCUUCUCUCUUUGGGCAGCAACUGGCACCAUGGAUUAUUCCCGGGCAAGUUUCACCACUAUGGGUCCCUUCCACUCCCAGACAUCCUUCCACAUUCUGGCCUCCAACAGCCCCUGAAAAGCCCCAGGGAGUUUUGUCCUCUUCUGUUGCUCAGAAAAGAUCAGCAAUUAUUUCUUCUUUGAAAUCUAAACCAGCUUUGGUUCAUCCAAGUGCUCCAGAUUCUAAGGUAUCUCAAGCUCCUUUCACCACUAAGAAGGCCCAAAUAUCAGAGGUCUCUGACACUUCUGAAGAAACCAAGAUGCUCCAAGAUACUUCUGCCAUGGGACCAUUUGAAACAUUUCAGUCCCAUCUCACCAAUUAUAGGAUACCAAUAUUGCAAACCCCUCACAUUGAUGGGCAGGCCUUUCCACCUCUCAUGAAACCUCAAAUGUCACUACCUUCUCUAAUAACUCAACUACCCAAAAUAUCACAGAUCUUACCUGCUCAGUGGGACCAGAAAUCUCGAUUCCCUCCUAUAGACAAGCCCUGGAUUCUGCCUUCAGUUUUAGGCAUCAAGAAACCAAAGGUGACAGUGCCCCCUUCCUCUCCCCAAGAGCUUGAAGAAAAGAGAUAUUUUGUUGAUGUAGAGGCUCAGAGGAAGAAUCUGAUACUAUUAAAUCAGGCCACAAAAACUUCUGGACUCCCUUCGCAGCAACAUACAAUGGCUAGGAAUCUCAUAAUUGAGACACUUCAUAGGAACAAUAUUCGGCUGGGAUACCUGUUCCGCAAGUACAUUGCCUAUAGCCUGAUCCAGCAUGCCAGAUACAACAUAAUUAAGCAAUUAAAAACUAUCCAAAACACUGGGAAAGAUUAUGAGAUGCAAAACCUCUACAUCAUGCUGAGCAGAAUUGAUGACUACCAGAAAAAGGUGAUGCAGGUCUGGACUGAGAAGCAGAAGUCUCUAGAGCAGAAACGAAGUCGGUGCCUGAAGAACAUGAUGUCCUUAUUUAGCCAGCUCCAAGAGAAGUAUAAAUUGAAUCUUAGUCUACCUAUCCACUUGAUCAUUGACAAAAAUCAAAUACCUACAUCUACUGAAUUUAGUCAACAGCCAUUCCUAGAGUUACUAUUUGAAGAGGAAAAAAAGUCUGAUGCUUUCAAGAAAUUUAGACAAGAAGAUUGGAUGAAAGCCAUGUGGCAUGCUGAUCUGUCUACAUCAAGCUACCCAAUAACAGAGAAGAUGUCAAUACAUUCACUGUGGGCCCAACUGGGUGGGUACCCAGAUAUUCCUAGAUUGCUACAGUUAGAUAUUCAGUCUACCUUCAGAAAAUCUCUCGCAUCCAUUCAAUCACAGUAA
This is a messenger RNA of Marmota monax (woodchuck), 7071 nucleotides long. It is a transcript of the gene Fam186a, whose product is annotated as family with sequence similarity 186 member A. The transcript is spliced from 10 exons. The coding region runs from base 1 to 7071 and encodes 2356 amino acids. NCBI's taxonomy places the organism in Eukaryota, Metazoa, Chordata, Mammalia, Rodentia, Sciuridae. The record is from RefSeq and is a predicted model, not a curated record.